Molecule: messenger RNA, 1069 nt
Organism: Prionailurus viverrinus (fishing cat)
Lineage: Eukaryota; Metazoa; Chordata; Mammalia; Carnivora; Felidae
Product: T-cell surface glycoprotein CD1a-like
Exons: 6
Coding region: 1-1056 (351 amino acids)
Biological process (GO): antigen processing and presentation, exogenous lipid antigen via MHC class Ib; antigen processing and presentation, endogenous lipid antigen via MHC class Ib; immune response
Cellular component (GO): external side of plasma membrane
Molecular function (GO): endogenous lipid antigen binding; lipopeptide binding; exogenous lipid antigen binding
Source: RefSeq, a predicted model, not a curated record
AUGCUGUUGUUGCAACUGGUCUUGCUCACGGUUCUUGUCCCAGGUGGUGACAGUGACGAUGACUUCCAGGGGCCGAACUCCUUCCGAAUCAUCCUGACAACAUCUUUUUACAACCGUUCCUGGACACAAAACCUUGGCUCAGCUUGGCUGGAUGAGCUUCAGACUCAUGGCUGGGACAGCAAGACCGGUAGUCUCAUACACCUGCGACCUUGGUCCAAGGGCAACUUCAGCAACAGGGAGCUGAUGGAACAGGAAAGGUCAUUACAUGCAGCAUCCAUUGCAUUUCCUCUGAUAUUUCAGAACCACGUCAGUCAAUGGCAGCUUGAAUAUCCUUUUCAGGUACAGCUGGUCAAAAGCUGUGUGCUGCCCUUUGGAGAGGCACCAGUAGGAUUUGUGUGGAUUGCGUAUCAAGGAUCAGAUCUCGUGAGCUUCCAGAACACGUCAUGGUGGCCAUCUCCAAAGGGAGGAAGGAGAGCUCAGCAGGUCUCCAAACUAUUCAAUCAGUACCAUGUUGUCAACUUACGAAUACAAGCACAUGUUAAUAUCAUCUGCCCCCGUUUCCUCUUGGGUCUACUUGAUGCAGGGAAGGCAGAUCUUCAGCGGCAAGUGAGGCCAGAAGCCUGGCUGUCCACUGGCCCCAGUCAGGGGCCUGGCCAUCUGCUCCUUGUGUGCCAUGUCUCUGGCUUCUACCCAAAGCCAGUGUGGGUGACGUGGAUGCGGGGUGACCAGGAGCAACAGGGCACCCGGCGAGGCGACGUCUUGCCCCAUGCUGAUGGGACAUGGUAUCUUCAGACGUCCUUGGAUGUGGAAGCCAGGGAGGCAGCCGGCCUGUCUUGCCGAGUGAGACACAGCAGUCUAGAAGGCCAGGAUAUUGUCCUCUACUGGGAGCAACACCACCCUGUGAGCUUGGUCUUCCUGGCAGUGAUCGUGCCCCUGGUGCUUCUGGCAGGUCUUGCAUUCUGGCUCUGGAAGCGCUGGAAAUCACACUGGAGACCUCAGUGCACUGGCCUCCCUUUGGAGAGAGAUCCCAGCAGCCCAGGACCAGGACGUCCCUAAACCCAUCUCAGCA